AUGACAACCAAUGACAGCCAUGAAGACGACUCGCAACGAAAUGAUGCCAGUGUUCCACCAAGGUACAGGCGCACGCUGGUCACGAGCUUCAUCGAAAAGAAAUAUCGCAUUCCGGGAGGCGACGUCACUUUCCAUUUGUGGGACACUCCAGGCGAAGAUGAUCCUCUCGCGAUAGCCGAAAGCUGCUGCAAACGAGCAAAGGCUUGCGUGGUGGCGUAUUCUGUGGAGGAUCGGCAAUCCUUUGAAGCUGCGGAGCUUUGGGUGGUGAUGUUGAGAGGGCUUUGUGGACCAGGGCUUCUCUUGGCCCUGGCUCAGUGCCAGUCCGAUCGCAUUGCCUCUGGCAACUCUGGCGCCCCUGUCACAGUGGCAAUGGGAGAGUCUUUGGCGGGAAGGCUGGGAAUUCGCAUGUUUGCCACCAGCGCAAGUGCAGUCGGUGCUGAGCAGCCGAAGCAGUGCGCAACCAGUUCAGGUGCCAGUGAAGGUGCUGGCGGCACUGACAUGACUCCGCAGCAGCGGCGCACACUGCGAUUGUCAAUGUCGGGAGUCACAGGCAAGCGAAGGUUGAGUCUGUUCGGAGGCGUGCCCAUAGGCGACACGGAGCUGUCGGACUUGCUGGAGUCUGAUGUGAUGGGCCACACCACGACUUAUGACUCCAGCAGACAGCCAUCUGCCUGCUCAAACGCGACAUCUACGACACGAGGCUUGCCGACGAUUCUGACGACAGCUGUGGGAGACAAGCCGCCAGCAUCCGACAAACAAAGCUCUGCCGAGGAGAGCUCAGCAGUGCCAAGCACAGACAACAGAGAGGAGGACCAGCCGGACAAAACAGACACAGGCCAGCAUGGCCAGCAAAGCGACCUGAACAUGCCGAAGCCAAAGCUUGGCAUGGAGCAGAGCAUACAGGUGAAGAAGUGGGAAGCCUUGGCCGAGCCAGAACCAGCUCCCAGCCCCGAGUGCCGUAGCACGUCUGGAGAAAUUCCUGCUGGUGGUCAUGACAGCCCCAGCUUUGCAUUGUCCCCUUGCGGCAUGGAGUCUGACGUCAAGGAUGAAUGCCAGGGACCUCGGGCAAGUGUCAACAACACUCCGGUGGCAUCGCAGACAGGUGCAAGCGACGCCGCCCGGGCAACCCCGACACAAAAAAUCAGCCACACGGAGGUCGUGACAGAUCCGGACCUGUGGCAGGCGGUCACGGAGGGCGACCUGCGCAAGCUACAAGAUCUAGUGGCAGCAGGCCUGCUUCGCAGUGGCCGCGUGGUUGACGUGAACCGACACAGUAUAUUUUGGAAUGCCUUGGCUUUCCAGCAGAUCAAGGUUGCCGCGUUUCUGCUACACCAUUUCCCACCAGGAUCGGCACAGGGCGUGGACAUCAGUGAGGUCCACCCACGCCGCCAGGACACACUCCUGCAUCUAUGUCUUUACCUUCGCGAUUUUUCCGCCUGUGCAGCGGAGGUUUUCCAGCAGCUCUACCUGGGUAUCGGACAUGCGUGGACCAAGGCAGCGCUGCAGGCGUAUAGAAGCAGGCCUACAGCUACCCAGGACACCUUCCUUCAUUGUGCAGCAGCUAGGUUGAAUUUCUGGGUCUUGCGAUAUGCUCUGUCGUCAGCGGACGCUGUGUACUUGCUGCAGCACAAGAACUGCAGCAAUCAGAGUGCAUUGGAGGUGUUAAUGCUCAAGCUUUCGGAGGUGCAUCGGUCCCCUUCUCCGUCACUGGUGCAAGCACCACAGGAGGCUGAACGGCCCUUCGUCGAUUUUGGGAAGUACCUGCCCACGACAGACGGAAGCCAGGAUUCCAGGGAGCCCGCUUUUGCAGACGUGGAGCUUGAGGUGGAAGACAGCGGUGAAGUUUGCAGAGUCCCAGCGCAUCGAGCCAUCCUUGGAGCUGCCUCGAGCAGGGAGACCCAGCGGUGUCAGAUGUCGCUAAAGCUGCCUCAAAACGUUUGUUUUGCCUUGGGUACACGUUUGGCAUGA
Messenger RNA from Symbiodinium necroappetens, 1968 nucleotides. The record is from the annotation of a GenBank genome assembly. NCBI's taxonomy places the organism in Eukaryota, Dinophyceae, Suessiales, Symbiodiniaceae.